GGCACCGAGCGCACCCCCGGCCCCGCCGCAGCCCGAGCCCCGGGCGGCCGCGGCUGCUAUGCGGCUUCGCGGCGCACGGCCUGCACCGGGUUUGCGCCGACACCUGCCUGAAGCCGAGUCGCCUGAGGAUUAAGGGACGCUUGGCCCCGAGCAGGGGGACGCCACGUUGACCCCCGAGGCUGCCGACCUCUGGAAGGUGCCUGGUCACCGAGGGAAGGGGUGAUGUGCCAGGCUGCUGCCUCAACCUGUUGAGCCUGCAGAAGUUCUGGUGUCUGCUCCGGGUGAACAGCGGCAGCAUCACUCUGAUCCCAACGAGCUGCCGGUGCCCGUGGCUGCAGACGGAGCCUUCGAGAGGAGACGCUGGGGAACGGCUGAGGGGCGUCAGGGGGCACAUCCUUCUGCCCUGACCCCCCCACGGCGCUCCAGACCUUCCACUGCCCUCCCCCCGGGCCCCAGCAGCCCCCUCACAGGGCUGUCCCCCCCCGGCGCUGCCCAGCCUUGGCCUCCGGCCCCGCUGGAGCGCGGCAGCGUGCCGGGCUCUGCCCCCGGCGCCUCCCGGGCGCUGCCCCCCGGGUGCAUCGCCCCCCGGCCCGCUGGGGACCCGGCGCCCUCGGGCAGAGCCAUGAAGCUGCAGGCGGUGAUGGAGAACCUGCAGCGGCAGCAGCGCGCCCGGCUGCAGCAGGCGCUGGAGGCUCGGCAGCAGGAGCAGCAGCAGCAGCGCUCCACGCCGCCCCCGGCGCAGCCCCCACCGGCCCCAGGGCAGACCCCCGCCAGCACCCCGGCCCGGGGACGUGGCCAGGAUGCGGCCCCGGCACCCUCAGAGGAAGGAGCGGAGCCUGAGAGCGCGCACAUCCAGCGGGCGCAGAUGGCUGCCCUGGCUGCCAUGCGGGCAGCGGCCGCCGGCCUCAGCCACUCGUCCAGCCCGGGGCUGUCGGAUGAGAGCCAGGCCUCUGAGGAGGAGGAGGAGGAGGAUGAAGUGCGUGGUGAGGAGGAGGAGGAUGGCGGGUACCAGCAGGAGAUGGGCUCUGAGGAAGAAGAAGAUCUGAAGGGCAAGUGGGAUGAAGAUGACUUUGAAGAGGACCUGGGUGAGGAAGAGGAGGAAGAAGAAGAAGAGGAGGAGGAGGAAGAAGAGGAAGACUACGAGGAGGAGGAAGACAUGGGAGAGGAAGGGCUGAGCUCGGCAGAGGCGGUGCGGGCGGGCGCGGGGUCCCUGCUGCUCCGCAAGCCCCCGGCCCCUCAGCACUACCGGGGCGAAGCGCAGCGGCUGCCGGGCGGGCAGGAGCGAGUCCCCUCCGGGCUGGGCCACACGCAGCCCCCACCACCGGCCCCCGACCACGGCGACUGGACCUACGAGGAGCAGUUCAAGCAAUUGUACGAGCUGGAUGGUGACCCCAGGAGGAAGGAGUUCCUGGAUGAUCUCUUCAGCUUCAUGCAGAAGCGAGGGACCCCCGUGAACCGCAUCCCCAUCAUGGCCAAGCAGGUGCUGGACCUGUACAUGCUGUACACGCUGGUGACGGAGAAAGGGGGCCUGGUGGAGGUGAUCAACAAGAAGCUGUGGCGGGAGAUCACCAAAGGGCUGAACCUGCCCACGUCCAUCACCAGCGCUGCCUUCACCCUGCGCACACAGUACAUGAAGUACCUGUACCCCUACGAAUGUGAGAAGCGAGGGCUGAGCAACCCCAACGAGCUGCAGGCGGCCAUCGACAGCAACCGGCGGGAGGGCCGGCGGCAGGGCUUCGGCAGCUCCCUCUUCACCUACUCGCCCAGCGGCACCCACGGCCUCCUCUCCUCUCCCAAGCUGCCGGUGCCGGCGCUGGGCUUGGCCUCCUCCACCAACGGCGGGUCCAUUGCUCCUGGCCAGAAGAUCAAGAAAGAGGAGGACUCCCCCAUCCCCAUCUCCAUGCCCAGCCGGCUCCCCGUCUCGCUGGCCGGUCACCCCGUGGUGGCAGCGCAGGCGGCCGCGGUGCAGGUGGCAGCAGCCGCUCAGGCCGCUGCUCUGGAGCAGCUGCGGGAGAAACUGGAGUCAGGGGAACCCCCGGAGAAGAAGAUGGCUCUGGUGACGGACGAGCAGCAGCGGCUGAUGCAGCGGGCGCUGCAGCAGAACCUCUUGGCCAUGACGGCUCAGUUGCCCAUGAGCAUCCGCAUCAACAGCCAGGGCACCCGCUCGCCAGAGAGCCGCCAGGACUCGGCCGCCGCGCUCGGCAGCAACGGCACCAACAGCAUCAGCAUGUCGGUUGAGAUCAACGGUAUCGUCUACACAGGUGUGCUGUUCGCCCAGACGCCCGGCCCUUCCUCCUCAUCCUCCUCCUCCUCCUCCUCGCUCCCAUCCUCUGCCUACAGCAAAGGCAACGGCAGCGGCCGGAGCAGCGGCAGCAGCGCUGGGGUGGGGAGCAGCGGCACCAGUGUCCCCCCAGCCACAGCCCCAGCCGCUCUGGCUGUGCCCCCAACCUCUACCUCCAACAACACUUCGCCUUAACACCCCCCUCAGCCCCUUCCUCUCUCUCUCUCAGGGCUGGGGGAGAGGGAGAGGGGGAUCUCACCAGGAUCUGGAUGAGUUGUACUCUUCUUUUUGUGGUGUUGGGGGUUUUGUUUUUGACCUUUGCAAGGCAGAAAAGCUUUAAUUCCGGGGGGAGAAGGGGAGAAGGGGGCGUGUUUUUACCAGAGCUGUGGUCUGGAACCGUUUUACCUCACUCACAUCACACUUUGCACUGUACAUUUAUUAUUAUUAUUAUUAUUAAUUAUUAUUGUUGAACUCGUGUUACCUCCAGACAGACGCCAGGACGCCUGCUGACACGAGCUUUAGUACAAAACCCACCCCCUUCCCUCCCUCCUUCCCCCCCCCUACUCUCCCCAACACUCUAAAAAGCCACAAAACCCCCCCAAAACAACAACAAAGAGAUUGGAAAUGACAGUUCCAAUAUCCAUUAAGAUCCUUUUUCCCUCCCCACACCUCUCCCUCACCUUUAUUCUUUGAGGACUACACUCACUAGACUGGAUUUCUGCUUUUUGCCAGAGGUUGGUUGAUUGUGGGGUUGGUUUUGGUUGUAAAUAGCUUCUAUUUUAUUCUCAGAAAAGACAAAGGAAAAUGGAACUUUUUUAACAUGCAAAUGAUAUAUUUUAGUGUUCAUCAGGGAAAUGGGAGUGGGAUGCACAAUAAGAGGAAAGGAAGAGGGCUGUGGGAUGCUGAAGUGUCCUUUGGGACCUCUGGAGCAUCCCACAGCCCCCAAAAGAUUUCUUUGAAGCAUCUCUCCAACCAGACUUCAGGUUUUUAACCCUUAUUUUUCAGCCUUUUUUCUUACUCCCCACUCCACAUCUGCGUGAGACACAAUCACCACCCCCCCUUCCCUCCCCCAAACUCAGUUCCUCAGGUCACAACCUCAAGCACAGGGUUGUUUUGGUCCCCCCCCUCCUUUCCCUCCUUUCCCCAGGUGCCUGGGGGGGGACACACACACACACUCACCCAACCUACCUUCCCCUUAUGUUUUGGGGUGAUCUCAGGGGAUUUGGGGUUUAUCCAGCUUUUUCAAGGGGGAGUGUUUCAACCUCCUCAUCACCCCCCCUCAACACAUCCCCAGAGCUGGAAACACCCCUCAGUGGCUCCAUAGACCCCAAACCUUUGGGGGAGGGAGGGAUGGGGAGGGUUUGGGGAGGGGGCUCCGUCCACUUUUGGGAUCCAACCCAACUCCCCACAAGGAGAAAUCCUGGAGGGGGGUGAGUGGGGCAGCAAAUUUCUUAUGCCCAGAGUGGGUGUUAGAUUUCCUUAGUGAGUUUCUUUCCAUUUGUACAGUCACUGCUUUGGGUUGGUUAAGGGGGGGGUUUAGUUAUUUUUAUCCCCCUUUCCCCUCCCUUUCUUUACUUUUGUUUUGGAGAGCAUUUUAACUUCCACUUUUCUUUUUGCAUAUCGAUUUAAAGAGGAAAAAAAAACCUUAAAAAAAAAAAAGCUUCAAAUCAAUUUAUCUGGGGUUUGGAAAGAGAAAAGGAAAAGCCCUAGAAAAGAGCAUUUUACCCAGCGUGUAUCUUUUAACUCAGGUAAAAAAGAGGAAAAUAAGCAGGAAAAAAAGACAAAAAAAAGGAAAAAAAAACCCCAUCCCUCAUAAAAAAAAGGAAGAAAAGACAAAAAAAAUAAAGAAGAAGAAUAAAAACCACAUUCUACCUCUGAGAGGGGCUCAGCCAGGGCCCCCAGUGAAAGAUUUCAGUUGUUGCUUUGGUUGUUUUUUGUUUUGCAAACAUUCAGGUAUUGAGAAAAAGGUUUUUGAUUGUUGAAAGAAAAAAAAAAAAACAACGAAAAACCCACAAAAAAAAAGAUAAAAAAGAGAAAAUUUAAAGGAAAAAAAAAACCAGAGAAAAUAAAACCUAAAAACCACUGAAAGUUUACAUUUUAUAACAUUAUUAUACAGAUUGUAUUUAAGCUGCAGAAUAUUUAAGACAAUUGUAACCCUGUA
Messenger RNA from Colius striatus (speckled mousebird), 4442 nucleotides. RefSeq names its product AT-rich interaction domain 3A (gene ARID3A). Gene Ontology annotation, molecular function: DNA binding. Lineage: Eukaryota; Metazoa; Chordata; Aves; Coliiformes; Coliidae. Bases 623 to 2476 code for a protein of 617 amino acids. Gene Ontology annotation, cellular component: nucleus. Gene Ontology annotation, biological process: regulation of transcription by RNA polymerase II. The record is from RefSeq and is a predicted model, not a curated record. The transcript has 9 exons.